Molecule: messenger RNA, 919 nt
Organism: Camelina sativa (false flax)
Lineage: Eukaryota; Viridiplantae; Streptophyta; Magnoliopsida; Brassicales; Brassicaceae
Source: RefSeq, a predicted model, not a curated record
CUCUGACACCAAACUUUUCAGAUUUUCCUUUCUUGUGGCUGGGGGAGGGUUGAAAGUCUUAUCCUUCACAGACAGACAAGAAGCAAAACUGAGAAAAGCUUCGAUGUCUGUAGUAGCAACUAACAUGAAUACGAUUAAUCACUUGUCCUCCACAACUUGUAAACUCCCAAAUCUCCAAACACCCAUUCGCUUCGAUCGUAAACCCUUUUCAUAUUCUCUCACUCCUCUGCUUCCAAAAACCCUAAAUGGCUUCUCUUACUCUUCAUCCGUUAGUCGCAGAUCCAGAUUCAUUAUUCCUAAGCGGCGACGACUCUCUGUUUCAAUGGAGUGGCAAGACUGCUCAGUGAAGAUGGAAGUAGAUGUUCCUGUAUCCGUAGCGUAUAAUUUCUACUUGGAUCGUGAAUCUUUUCCUAAAUGGAUGCCUUUUAUUUCAUCCGUGGAGGUGUUAAAAGACAAGCCUGAUCUUUCACGUUGGUCACUCAAGUACAAUGCUUUUGGUCAAGACAUCAAGUAUUCUUGGCUUGCUCGGAAUCUACAGCCUACUCUUAAUCAGAAGAUUCAUUGGAGAUCUCUUGAAGGUCUUCCUAAUAAAGGCAGUGUUCGGUUCUUCCCUAAAGGUCCUUCAUCGUGCAUCGUAGAACUAACUGUAUCAUAUGAAGUCCCUGCGCUAUUAACCCCCGUGGCAUCGGCGCUACGGCCUUUUUUAGAAAGAUUGCUUAGAGGUGGACUUGAAAGAUUUGCAACCAUGGCCAAAACCAUGUAAACAAGGAAUCAUUAUGCAUCUUUCUCUUGGUACAUACAUAUAUGAUCUGGAAACUCUACCAAAUCCCGUGAUUAGAGCUUCUCUACUGUGACUUUUGUAUGAUUAAAGUAACAAUCUUUCUUUCUCUAAUAAUUACACAAAUUCUUGUUUAGGUUA